UAGUACUUACUACUUAGUACUUACUAAUUAUAACAUAUAUUUUAAUAACUAUUAACUAAUAAGUAUUAAUUAAUUUUUAAUUAGUUACAUAAAAUAAGGAAUUCAUACGAACAUUCAACCAUCAUAAUAUAUCAAAUUAUUUUUUAUUAUUUUAUAAGAAUUUAUAAAGGUAUUUGAUAAAACUUAAAAAUAAACCAUGUCUAAGACUGUAAGAAAAGCUGCUGGAUUUGUAGUUUAUAGAAAAAACUGUGAUGAAAUAAUUGAGUACUUACUUAUGCAAGCAUCUUAUGCAAAUCACCAUUGGACGCCACCGAAAGGUCACUUAGAGGAAAAUGAAUCCAACAUGGAUGCAGCUAUACGAGAAACUGAAGAAGAAGCCGGUAUUAAAGUGAAAGAUCUUACUGUUGAUCAUAAUUUUGAAAAAGUGUUGAAGUAUGAUCCAAAAGAUAAACCAUUUUCCAAACAAGUCACUUAUUGGUUAGCUCGUUUAAUUAAUCCUGAUACACCGGUAGUGUUGUCUAAUGAACAUCAAGAUUACAAAUGGUUACCUCUAAUAGAAGCUAAGAAAGUGGCUGCAUAUCCUGAAAUGCAAGAAUUAUUUGAUGACUGUGAAAAUCAUUUAAUUAAAACUAAUGUCAAGUAGGUUGUACACAAGUAUUUUUUGUUAUUAAUGAAUUGUACUGCUUAAAUUAAUUAUCGAAUAAUAUUUAAAUGUUGUCAUUAAAUAAAUUAUACUAAUUAAUAAAAAAAUA
Messenger RNA from Myzus persicae (green peach aphid), 752 nucleotides. RefSeq names its product bis(5'-nucleosyl)-tetraphosphatase [asymmetrical] (gene Apf). Lineage: Eukaryota; Metazoa; Arthropoda; Insecta; Hemiptera; Aphididae. The record is from RefSeq and is a predicted model, not a curated record. Gene Ontology annotation, biological process: AMP biosynthetic process; ATP biosynthetic process. The transcript is spliced from 3 exons. The coding region runs from base 197 to 643 and encodes 148 amino acids. Gene Ontology annotation, molecular function: bis(5'-nucleosyl)-tetraphosphatase (asymmetrical) activity.